GCAGCAGCAGCAGCAAAAGCGAGACUCCUGCGCCGCCGACUACAAGAGGGUUAAAAGUGUAGAUUGGAUUUCACCCCGGGAAAUCUAGCACACGGAGUGAACUUGAAUCUUUGGCUAUUUAAGGAGGACUGGGGUUUGUUGUGAAGUUGUGGUGAUCCAGAGCAGAGCCCCGUCCUGAUUGAUUUCAUCUUCCUUGAGUCUCAGAUGACUGUAAAAUGAAUAGAUGAAAUUAUUCCUUUUUGAGGCUUUUCUUAGGGGCUCUCCGGGCAGCGUGUACUCAAAGCGAAGUCAUGAUGUAUUCUCCAAUCUGUCUCACUCAGGAUGAAUUUCACCCGUUCAUUGAGGCACUUCUUCCACAUGUCCGUGCAAUUGCCUACACUUGGUUCAAUCUUCAGGCUCGAAAACGCAAGUACUUUAAAAAACAUGAGAAACGAAUGUCAAAGGAUGAGGAAAGAGCAGUCAAGGAUGAGCUACUCAGUGAAAAGCCUGAAAUCAAACAGAAGUGGGCAUCCAGGCUCCUGGCCAAGCUGCGCAAAGAUAUUCGUCAAGAGUUCCGGGAGGAUUUUGUGCUCACAGUUACUGGGAAGAAGCACCCAUGCUGUGUAUUGUCCAAUCCCGACCAGAAGGGCAAGAUUAGGAGAAUCGAUUGCCUGCGACAGGCUGACAAAGUCUGGCGUCUGGAUCUAGUCAUGGUGAUCCUGUUCAAAGGCAUCCCCUUGGAAAGUACGGAUGGAGAACGUCUCAUGAAAUCCCCACAUUGCACAAAUCCAGCACUUUGCGUCCAGCCACAUCACAUAACAGUAUCAGUCAAGGAGCUUGAUUUGUUUUUGGCAUACUACGUGCAGGAGCAAGAUUCUGGACAACCAGGAAGUCCAAGCCACAAUGAUCCUGCCAAGAAUCCGCCAGUGUACCUUGAGGACAGUUUUGUGAAAUCCGGAGUAUUCAACGUGUCAGAACUUGUGAGGGUGUCAAGAACACCCAUAACCCAGGGAAGUGGAGUGAACUUCCCAAUUGGAGAGCUUCCGAGCCAGCCAUAUUACCAUGAUAUGAAUUCGGGUGUAAAUCUACAGAGGUCCUUGUCCUCUCCACCAAGCAGCAAAAGACCCAAAACUAUCUCCAUAGAUGAAAACAUGGAGCCAAGCCCAACAGGAGACUUCUAUCCUUCUCCAAAUUCACCAGCUGCAGGAAGCAGGACAUGGCAUGAAAGAGAUCAAGAUAUGUCUUCUCCUACAAUGAAGAAACCUGAAAAGCCUUUGUUUAGUCCUACUUCUCCCCAGGAUUCUUCAUCAAGACUGAGCACUUUUCCCCAACAUCACCACCCAGGAAUCCCAGGAGUUGCACACAGUGUCAUCUCAACUAGAACUCCACCUCCACCUUCACCAUUGCCAUUUCCAGCACAAGCUAUUCUCCCUCCUGCCCCAUCUAGCUACUUCUCUCAUCCAACAAUCAGAUAUCCUCCCCACCUGAAUCCUCAGGAUACUCUGAAGAAUUAUGUACCUUCUUACGACCCGUCCAGCCCGCAGACUAGCCAGCCUAACAGCAGUGGUCAAGUAGUAGGGAAAGUGCCUGGCCAUUUUACUCCAGUUUUGGCACCCUCUCCCCAUCACAGUGCGGUGCGACCUGUGACCCUGACCAUGACAGAUACUAAACCCAUCACUACAUCCACUGAAGGUGAGGCAUCUUCACCUACAGCAACCACCUACACAGCCUCAGGCACAUCCCAAGCCAAUCGAUAUGUGGGACUAAGCCCAAGAGACCCAUCCUUCCUACACCAGCAACAGCUGAGAAUUUGUGACUGGACCAUGAAUCAAAACGGCAGGCAUUUAUACCCCAGUGCCAGUGAGGAUACAUUGGGAAUUACUUGGCAAAGUCCUGGUACCUGGGCUAGCUUGGUUCCUUUCCAAGUAUCAAAUAGGACACCGAUUCUGCCGACAAAUGUCCCAAAUUAUGGUUUGAACAUAAUUGGAGAGCCUUUCCUUCAAGCAGAAACAAGCAACUGAGGGAAACAAAAUAAAAGGCAAAAUUAAAAAAAAAAGAAAAAGAAAAAAAAAGAAGACAGUAUGAGAAAAGAACCUGAAGAAAGAAGAACAAAAAUAGACCAGCAAUUGCAGCUCUUACAAUCACUAAUUCCCUUAUGUCUGAAACUGAAAUGAUAUACAAAGGGUCGAUGGUAUUUCACUGAUGAGUAGAAUGCAGCUCCUCCUAAGUAGCCUUUGUUAUAUGAAGUCCGCUGGGAAAUAGAUGUUCUGUCUCCGACAAUAUAUUUUAACUGACUUUCUAGAUGCCUUAAUAUUUGCAUGAUAAGCUAGUUCUAUUGGUUUAGUAUUCUUAUUGUUUACGCAUGAGAUCACUAUUCCUGGUUAUCUCACAAAACAAAGGCUAGGCAGCAAGAGCAGAGCUGCAGGAGGACAAGGGCUGUGAGCCAGCCAUUUUCUCAACAGUCUGAUUUCUAAAUGUUUUAAAAAUAAGCUCUGUAGCCUUUAGUUAUCAGUAUGGAUUUAUUAAACUUUGGCCCUUAAUUAAGCCUUUUUCUAGUGUGUUAUGCAGUUUGAAGUUUUCAAUCAGUAUGAACACACAGGCUCUAUGGAAGAAAUGCCUCUACGCAGGUAAAAGUGUUAUCUUCUCAUGCAACAGUAAAAAAGGAAAAGGAAAAAAGUGACAUUUUCCCCACUAAAGAAACACUUACAGAGGCAAGUGCAAUUUAAAAAUCAUAUCUAAGAGGUCAUCACUAUAAGUCCUUCAGCCCUUGGACUCUAAAUUGAGGGGAUUAAAAAUAAAAAUAAAAAAUUACUUUGAACAAACUUAUUUUUCCCCUCAGUUUUUGAGGGCAUUAAAAGGCAUUAAGUCAAGACAAAUCACGUCCUUGAGAAUAAGAAAUCAAUGGAAACACAGCACUUAUGUUGGUUUAGCUGCUGCCUUCACAGAGGGGCAGGAUUUAUUUAUUUAAAGUUACUUGUUGCAUCAAGAACCCAUAGGGUUUACAUGUUUCUGUAAAAUCUACAUCAUAGAGACAAAGACAUAGGCAAAUCCAUGUCACAAGGGCAAAGCUUACCGUUUACAAACUGGUAAUACCAGGAUGGGGAUAUGUUGUAUUUAAAUAAUGCACUCUUAAUGUAAGUCUAUUUACAGGGUGCUGUAAACUUGCAUGGUGCUUUCAGAAGUUAGCCUUGUUCAACAAUUUUCACAUAUUGACAGAAAUAUAAUGUGCAUGGGCAGACAUUUUGCCUCUAUGUCUCUUUAAAAAUUUAAAAUACUCUUUCCAGUAAUCCUAAUUUGCACGAAGAUAUAAUGUCCACAUUACGUGCCUUGCCUUGAAAUCAAAAAAAUUGAAAAAAACAAAAAAACAAAAAAACUACAAAAAAAUUUGACAUCACUACACUUGUUUUGCUGCAUUUAUUAUAAUUUUAAUUCUUUACCAUUUUUAUGACAAAAUAUUUUGUACUCCAGAUGCGAAAAAUGAGUGACAUCAUGGAUUUUUUAGACAGUUAUACCUUUAUCUCACAUUUAUAAAGCAUAUCAUGGCUGUGUAUAGUUGCCGCUUAAGAAUUGUAAUCGACCAGCAAUAUUUUCAGUAUUUUGGUGUUUUUUCUAUUAACCUUUCAUGUUUUUCAUCUUCCAAUUAAUAUUGGGGGGAGGGGAUACAAAUUUAUACGAAUUAUGCAAUACCAAGUUUUGCCUAUGUAGGUAGUGCUUUUAGCUGUAUUGGUUAUUAUAGGUAAGUACACAGAUUUAAAAAAAAAAAAAAAUAAUGUAUGCUUUUUUUGUUUGUUUUAAUUGACCAAAGUGGGUACUGCUAUUUUUGCAGUGUGAUGAGGUCCUUUUCUGUACUGAGAGGUGGACAGGGGAUUUUUUUUUUAUACAUACAUAUAUAUAUAUUCUGGGGUGGGGGGGAGGAUUUUUAACACUUUACAGUGUAGCUGUGAAGCAGUGCACCCUUAGCCAGGCGAGGGCUGCAAAGCAACUGUUCUGCCUACUGUGACAAACUUUCAAAUCGGUUCCCUCUUUUUAACUUCCCACCUGGGGUGCAAGCUGAAAUCAUUUCUGGAUUUAAAAAAUAAAUAAUGAAUUCUGUUGGAGGCAGACUUGACUUGAGGAAAUUGUUUUCCUUCAAGGGUUUUUUUCACAAGAAAGAGAGACAGACAGAGAAAGAGGUCAAGACCCACAGUGAAAUUAAGCCUUCUCCAUUUUGGCAAAGAUAGUGCAUCCUGAAGUGUUCAUGUUAGAAAAUGUUUUUAGCUCAGAAUGACAGAGACAUUUACUUUUGUCUAGGAAAUGCAAGUACAGGGCCAAAAUCUUUGCUGGCAUAAUUCCACUGUCUCCAGUGGACUCUGGAGCUGCUCAAGCAGAGAAUUUUCCCCCCUUAUCCUGCUUGACUUUUUUCCUGUAUAUAAUUUUUUUUAUGUUCCACUCCCCUCUCGUCCCACCAAGGUUUUUAAUUCAGCAUUUGAAUUACAAUUUUCAGCCUGCUUGGGCUAUGUCAGAAGUUUUCAGUCUUCUCAUAGAGCAGAUCAGAUGGAGACCUCUGAGGUGUAGUGGAGAACGAGUUUCAUUACACAAGGAAUUAGGUAGUGGAGGAAGUAAAAAUGAUAAAAGUGUGUUUCCAGUAAAGUACCAUUUUGCAGACCAGUUGCUGGUGACCUCUUACACACAAAAGAUAUUUGCAAUGUAUGGCUCAACACAGGAUGAAGUCUUCUUUAAAGCACAGUCCUCUAUUAGGGUGAAAGCAGAGGAGCAUAUAGUAAUGUGGAUGAGGAAAAUUAAUCUCUUUGCAGUUGUCUCUGCAGUUAGGAGGUUUUCCUACCCUGGAGCAGUCCCAGAGGAUCAGCUCCAGCAGCAGCCACCCCAAUGAGCACUGGUCAGGGGAUACCACUAUCAGUCCCUUCUGGCUCUGGCUGUGGUUAAGAGCAGAACCGGCAGCACAUCCUCAUGUCUCCAGGAGAGAGGGUGCAGGCAGGGCUUGAAUGGCUACAGAGAUGGGAGUUGUAGGAAAAUAAACCUUUGAGAUUUAACUAAACUAAAAAACCAAACCAACCAAAAAAAACAAAACAAACAAAAAACCACAAAACCCCACAGAUGCAAAAAGAGACGCAAAAAGAAAUGUGGUGUUUUUGGUUUUUUCUCAGAGCCCUGCAGUAAGUCAAUUUGUUUGCUAAGUACAUGGCAAAGUCUGCUAGACCCAAGCACAGUGUGCCUCAGGCUCUGGCCUGGUAAGACAAAGUAUGUGUUGUCCUUUACACGUCAUGAUACCAAGCAGUUUCGGAGCAGAGCUGUGCUGGGGGCAUAUCCUUGAUUAGUUCCAUGAACAAGGUGUUCCUUGUAAGCUUUUCAUAGCACAUUGGGACAAAACUGGAAAAAGUUCAGGAUUCAACAUGAAAUAUCCAGAAUGGUGAUUGCCCUUUGUAGGAAGAUAGAUGCCCCUUAACAGAGUGUUUUGGGUUUUUUUUUUAAUCUCUGGCUUUCUGUAUGAAAACAAACAAAAAAAAAGGCUUAGCUUAAAGACACAAUGUUUUAGAGAAGUAAACUCCUUCUUCAAACUAGGUUAUUCAGCAACUGUGGGUUCUUUGUCACCUGCCUCUCUAAUAGAAAAGCCUGCUUGGAAGAUAAUGAACUUUUCAUUUAUUGUAUGUUUGGUUUUAGGUUGGCUUUGUGGGUUGUUGUUUUUUUUUUUUGAACUCAGCAGUCAAAAGAUUAAGAUAAGAUUGAGAACUCAAAUCCAGUCUCUGGCCUCCUCCUUCACCAGGAAGUGUAUUCUGACUAAAUUGAGCCACCCCGUUCUAUGUGCACUGUUCUGCCUUUAUUAAGUUGCUUUGCAGCCCUGGCCUCAUGGCUGUGCCACUGAAGUGUGUUUCCCCUGGAGUGACAUGAACGCUUGAGGCUUGACUAAGGAAAAAAAAGAAGGCAGUGAAGGAGACUGUACAUAAAGACAUGGCAAAAAUAUUAAUUAUAGCAAUAUAGUUGUGGGGUGAUGUUCAGGUGGGCAGCUCCAUUAAAAAUAUGUGAAUGAGUUUGUGAAGCUGCAAGUAGCAAGAAGAAAGGAUGAUCUUCUGAAUAAACCGCCUACCUUGUAGACAGUAAUUUGUACACUGUAUAGUUUUGUUAAGAUUUUUUUUUUUUUUAAUUAAAAUACCCUUGUUUGUAAAGCUAACUUUUUAACAAUUAUAAUGGAAAUACAUUUCCAUUUUUAAACAAGAAUAUUCUUUGUUUAGAAACUGGACUUGGGUUAAAACUCUCCAGUUUCUUAAUUUAUGUAUUAAAAAAAGAAACUGUCCAUGCUAGGAGUUAUUUCGCAGAUUCCUGUGCUUGAAAAGCAUAGGUUACUAAUCCUUUAAAAAUGUAAAUGGAGAAAAGUUAUAUUUUAUGAAGGUUAUUUUGUUGUAUUUAGUAUUGGAAAAGUUGGUUUUCAGAGCAUUUCAAAAUGUUGGAAGCACCACUGUCUUUUUUAUUAGUAUAUAUGGCCUUUAGCAAAAGUUUUUGUGAUUGUUACAUGAUGGUAUUUAAGAUUAGGUUUGCAGAGCUAUUCAGGAUAGGCAGAGAGCUAAAACAGUACUUAAGUCUCACACAGCUGUGUCCUCAGGGAGCAGAAUUUUGGAUUUGCAACUUGUAGCUUCAUAAGGACUUAAUGGAAGAGAUUGCACAAAGACAUCUGUGACACCGGAGUGUGUUCUGUAUCUAAACCUAAAUUAUAUGUACUGUGUGAGAUUAUGAAGGCUGCAGAAAGAUAUCCCAUAUUCAGUGUACAGUUUUCACUUUUAAUGAAAAAAACUCUCUAAUGUUGCUGGCAGUAAGGCCCCAAGCAUGACAUCCUUUAUGGUUUACAUGAUCCUGUCAAGGUCUUUUGUUAACGUUAAC
Messenger RNA from Poecile atricapillus (Black-capped chickadee), 6849 nucleotides. It is a transcript of the gene NFIB, whose product is annotated as nuclear factor I B. NCBI's taxonomy places the organism in Eukaryota, Metazoa, Chordata, Aves, Passeriformes, Paridae. Gene Ontology annotation, biological process: regulation of transcription by RNA polymerase II. Gene Ontology annotation, cellular component: nucleus. The coding region runs from base 291 to 2000 and encodes 569 amino acids. Gene Ontology annotation, molecular function: DNA-binding transcription factor activity, RNA polymerase II-specific; RNA polymerase II cis-regulatory region sequence-specific DNA binding. The record is from RefSeq and is a predicted model, not a curated record. The transcript is spliced from 12 exons.